This is a messenger RNA of Paramecium sonneborni, 642 nucleotides long. NCBI's taxonomy places the organism in Eukaryota, Ciliophora, Oligohymenophorea, Peniculida, Parameciidae. The record is from the annotation of a GenBank genome assembly.
AUUUAUUUAGGAAAUGUGGUAUAAAAACUUUUCAAAAUAAAGUUGGAAUCUUCGUGUUUGGAGGUAUAUUAUAAUAGAUAUUGAUAUAUAGAAAGGCAAACAUAUUAUUUAAUUAAGAUGAUAUUGGUAUGUUUAAGACAAAAGGUGUUUUGAGAUGGAAAGAUACUGUAUUUAGAAUGGCUAGAAGUGAAGCAUGUGUAUAAAAUUAUGAAUAUGAAUGAUAGUUAAGAGGAUUUAACUUCUUCUUUUUUGCUGGGAUGAUUGGAUCAUUCAUUUGGGUAAAAUCAAACUAUUAUGAUCCAAAAUAUGUAGCACCAAAAAAAGUAGAAAGUGAGAAGGAAUUAGAAAGAUUAGAUGCUGAAGCAGAUAAAAUAUUAUUUAAGAAUAGAUUGGAAGCAUAUUCAAGACCACAUAGAAGUUUGGAAGAUUUGAUAGCUUUUUUAUCUGGGUAUUGUGAAAUAAUUAAUAAUAUAUAGUUCAAAAACAUUUGAUUAAUUUGCUGAUUUUAUCAGUUAUGAAGAAGCAAUGAAUAAUAGUAUGGAUUAAUAAAAUGGAUUGGAUUCUUGGAUGGAUGAUUAAGAUUAGAGAAUGCUUAAAUAUUAUCAAAGAAGUAUAGGACGUACUCCAAAAUUUGAUUGAUUA